Solanum stenotomum is the source of this 544-nucleotide messenger RNA. RefSeq lists its product as uncharacterized. NCBI's taxonomy places the organism in Eukaryota, Viridiplantae, Streptophyta, Magnoliopsida, Solanales, Solanaceae. The transcript is spliced from 2 exons. The record is from RefSeq and is a predicted model, not a curated record. The coding region runs from base 1 to 447 and encodes 148 amino acids.
AUGGGAAAGAACCAAAUCUUUAUCAACGAUAGUACUAUUCAAUCCCAAGGAAUUUGUGAAAAAAAAAUCAAAAUAGUGAAUAUAAAACCAGUUUCUCUUGAGUUAAAUCGCCAGCAAAUUCCAUCGCAAGGGACAUAUCAGAACUUGUCUUCUGACUCUAACAUGGUCCUCGUAGAAUAUAAUCACAUUGGAGGAGACAUGAAUAGUGCAACAACUCACAAGUUUAAGACUGAACCAAUGAAAGCUAUGAACAAGUCCUCUAUAAAGAACAAUAUGAUCUCUAUAGUUCAUCAUCACCAAAUAAAUGAAUUAGAUGAUAAUGAAAGGUUUUCUAAUUAUAUUGAUCGUGUCAAAAACAAGAUGAGAAAUAUGUCUAAUUUUGAUGAUGAUCAUAAAGUCACUCAUCAUAACUAUAUUAUUGACCGCUCCAAGAUCAACAUUAAUUAGAAGUACUACACACAGAGUUAUGAAUAAUUUUAUCAUAUGCUUUAAUUAAAUAAGGAGAAUUUUGUUGAGUGCUAUAUAUAAAUUGAUUUUUAUUAUA